AUGGAUGGAGUUACUCCUAAACAUAGUGAUGCUAGUUCUACUCACCCUAAUGAACAACCAUUUGAGGUGCAUGAUUUGGAUGUGGAAGAAGGGAAUUCCGAAGGCUUUGUUGAGGGUGACAAAGAAAAAGAGGCAAGUUGUGAUCUUAAGUCAAAUAAGAAACUAACUUCUGGGGCAUGGAAUUAUUUUGACUUGGUAAUGGUUAAUGGUGUGAAAAAGGCAAAGUGUAAGAAUUGUAAAAAAACACUCUCUUAUAGUGGAAGUAGUGGCACUUCACACCUCCUCAAACAUGCCAAGAAAACAUGUUCAGCAAGACAUUUAAACCUUGCAGCGGGUCAAACACAGUUGAAGAUCAAAGAGGAAUCAGAUGGAUCUACUUCUUUGGCGAUUAAGGAAAAGCAAAAGAAAGUGAUAUUUGAUCAAGAAGUUUCGAGGAGGGAGUUGGUUAGAAUGGUGGUAAUCCAUGAAUACCCGUUGUCCAUUGUUGAUCACAUGGGUUUUAGGAGCUUUGUGAAGAGCUUGAAUGAUAAUUUCAAGAUGAUUUCAAGAAACACAUUGAAGAGUGAUGUGUUGAAAAUGUACAACAAUGAGAGGAGUUCGCUUAAAGAUUUGUUGGAGAAUAGUGAGGGUAGAGUGGCUAUUACAACUGACAUGUGGACUGCUUCCAACCAAAAGAAAGGGUAUAUGGCCGUGACAUCACAUUUCAUCGAUCAAAAUUGGGUCUUGCAUAAUCGAACAUUGAGGUAA
This is a messenger RNA of Beta vulgaris subsp. vulgaris (sugar beet), 747 nucleotides long. RefSeq names its product zinc finger BED domain-containing protein RICESLEEPER 4-like. The record is from RefSeq and is a predicted model, not a curated record. Lineage: Eukaryota; Viridiplantae; Streptophyta; Magnoliopsida; Caryophyllales; Amaranthaceae. Gene Ontology annotation, molecular function: DNA binding. The coding region runs from base 1 to 747 and encodes 248 amino acids. The transcript has a single exon.